AUGACCUCAACGGAACGGGAAAUCGUGACCUGGACGACACAGACGCACUCCAACCCAAGCCAAUUGGAGAAACUACAAGCAUUCAACGAUGUUCAGAGAGGCAAGGUCAUGGCCAAUAACAUGGAAAUUAAUUGCAUGAUGAUGAUAUACAUACCGUGUCACGUGUCGACGCGCACAAAAAAAUUAUAUUACAAGCACAAGCGAUGGCGAAAUACAAUCACGUGCAAGAGAAAACAACAGCGUGGUAGUAAGAAGCUCGGCCAAAAAAAGGGAGAAGGAUCGAGUGAUGUGGAUCAAAGUGGUAAGGCUUAG
This is a messenger RNA of Plasmopara halstedii, 312 nucleotides long. RefSeq lists its product as uncharacterized. The record is from RefSeq and is a predicted model, not a curated record. The transcript is spliced from 2 exons. Bases 1 to 312 code for a protein of 103 amino acids. NCBI's taxonomy places the organism in Eukaryota, Oomycota, Peronosporomycetes, Peronosporales, Peronosporaceae.